Oncorhynchus nerka (sockeye salmon) is the source of this 5611-nucleotide messenger RNA. It is a transcript of the gene opn3, whose product is annotated as opsin 3. Gene Ontology annotation, biological process: visual perception; cellular response to light stimulus; phototransduction. The coding region runs from base 2055 to 2882 and encodes 275 amino acids. Gene Ontology annotation, molecular function: G protein-coupled photoreceptor activity. The transcript is spliced from 3 exons. Lineage: Eukaryota; Metazoa; Chordata; Actinopteri; Salmoniformes; Salmonidae. Gene Ontology annotation, cellular component: photoreceptor outer segment; plasma membrane. The record is from RefSeq and is a predicted model, not a curated record.
CGAAUCAAACCACAUGUAUUUGUCACGUACACAUGGUUUGCAGGUGUUAAUGUGAGUGUAGUGAAAUGCUUGUGCUUCUAGUUCCGACCAUGCAGUAAUAUCUAACAAGUAAUCUAACCUAACAAUUCCACAACAAAUACCUUAUACACACAAGUGUAAAGGAAUUCAUACGAAUAUGUACAUAAAAAUAUAUAAAUGAGUGAUGGCCGAACGGCAGAGGCAAGAUGCAGUAGAUGGUAAGUGUACAGUAUAUACAUAUGAGAUGAGUAAUGUAGGGUAUGAAACAUAUAAAGCGGCAUUGUUUAAAGUGGCUAGUGAUACAUUACAUCAAGAUGGCAAGAUGCAGUAGAUAGUAUAGAGUACAGUAUAUACAUAUGAGAUGAGUAAUGUAGGGUAUGAGAACAUUACAUAAAGUGGCAUUCGUUGAAGUGGCUAGUGAUACAUUUAAUUACAUUAAGAUGGCAAGAUGCAGUAGAUGGUAUAGCGUACGGUAUAUACAUAUGGGAUGAGUAAUGUAGGGUAUAUAAGGUGACUAGUGAUAAAUUGAUUACAUCAAUUUGUCCUUUAUUAAAGUGGCUGGAGUUGAGUUAGUAUGUUGGCAGUGAUGUUAGUGAUGGCUGUUUAACAGUGUGAUGUCCUUGAGAUAGAAGCUGUUUCUCAGUCUCCCGGUCCCCGCUUGAUGCACCUGUACUGACCUCGCCUUCUGGAUGAUAGCGGGGUGAACAGGCAGUGGCUCGGGUGUUUGUUGUCCUUGAUGAUCUUUUUGGCCUUCCUGUGACAUCGGGUGGUGUAGGAUGUCCUGAAGGGCAGGUAGUUGAUUGUUGAUUGGACCAAAUGUCUGGCAAAAGUAAUUGCUGUACAAUGGAGAAACUGAAUGUAAUUAAAGGGGAUUUACACAAGAAAAAUAAGGUGUUACUUUUUUUCUUCCAGACCUUAUGGAUGGACUUCUGAUGAGAUUUAGGCAUUGACAUGGACUCAGACCAUCCAUUUGCGUUGUUUCUCUAUGAAUAAUUGUAAUAUUAAGAGUAGAACACAGAAUUUUAAAAAAUCCUAAAACAGGACAAAUAAAACAGAGAAAACAGAAUUCAGGAAAAUACCAAAUAUUAUUUUACGGGUCCCCCUUAGAGUUGUUUAUUAACCAUUCGCUGGGUAUAUUGACAGAAAACACAUCUCUUGUACACCAAGGACCUGGGGAGGUGUUUCGGGGGUGGAGGAGAGAAGAAAGUACCUACUUUAAUGCCUAUCAAAAAAAUUGUGACAAGUUACAUUUUCUAUGCUAGAAAAGGUUGGAGACCCCUGCAAUAGGAUAUUUAUGAUAUUGAAUAUCGAGUAUAUUGAGAAAAUAUUUGAUUGAGGACUGAGUAAUAACUGUAAUAAAAUCAUCAUCAGGUGGGUGCUUACAUUGGUCCUAUUUCACACAUAAUCAUGUGAAUUGGAAAUGAGUUUUUUUGCAUAUCCAAAUCUCCCUGAGACACCCUCUGAGGUUUCACUGUGACCAUGGAGCAAUUCAUGUGAAGUGUCAUGCUCAAGGGCACAUCGGCAGAUUUUAGACGGCUUUUAGCCGACCUUUCGGUUACUGGCCCAACGCUCUUAACUGCUAAGCUACCUGCCGCCCCCCAAGAUAAGGUAUACUUUAUUAGUCCAGACAGAAAUGUAUCUUCUUCUUUUACCCAACCCCUCCGAUACACACACAUACACAUACACACAAUCGGUUAGAGAGGCUAGAGCAGUGGGCAGCCGCAGUGCAGCGCCCAAUGAGCAGUUUAGGGGGUUAAGUUAAGUUCAGAUAUUGAUGCCAGCAACCCUCCCUGUUCCCGGCUCACUCCCGCCAGAUUUCUUUCCUCUGUCGUCACUGGGAUUCAAACAGGAAACCUUCCAGUUGCUGGCCCGCUUCUCUAACUUCGGGGCUACCGUGUAGAGAACAACAGUGUAAUAACCAAUAGACAGUAACAAUCAGGGCCUACCUACCGGUAUAUAUAUUUCAUAACCCAGAUUCGCUAGUCAUUACUCAGCAUCACCACCCAUCUCCCUCCUUUCCAGGCAUCGUGUCCAUCAUGAGUCUCUCUGCCCUGGCCUAUGAGCGCUACAUCCGGGUGGUCCAUGCUAAGGUGGUGGACUUCCCCUGGGCCUGGAGGUGCAUCACUUACAUCUGGCUCUACUCCCUGGUCUGGACAGGGGCUCCUCUCCUGGGGUGGAACCGCUACACUCUGGAGAUCCACCAGUUAGGCUGCUCUCUGGACUGGACUUCCAAGGACCCUAACGAUUCCUCCUUCGUCCUCUUCUUUCUCCUGGCCUGCUUCUUCGUACCAGUGGGCAUUAUGAUCUACUGCUACGGGAACAUUCUUUACACAGUACAAAUGCUCCGCUCCAUCCAGGACCUUCAGACAGUGCAGAUUAUUAAGAUCCUGCGCUACGAGAAAAAGGUGGCCGUCAUGUUCCUCUUGAUGAUCUCCUGUUUCCUGGUGUGCUGGACGCCCUACGCCGUGGUGUCCAUGAUGGAAGCCUUUGGCAGGAAGAGCAUGGUCACCCCUGCCGUCGCCAUCAUCCCCUCCUUCUUCGCCAAGUCCAGCACGGCCUAUAACCCUCUCAUCUACAUCUCCAUGAGCAGAAAGUUCCGGCGCUGCUUGCUGCAGCUGUUGUGCUCCCGGCUCUCAUGGAUUCAGCACAGGGUUAAGGACCGCCCCCUGGCCCGGAGCAUCGAGCGGCCCAUCCGCCCAAUCUUCAUGUCCCACCGAGGAGAUGGGGAACGACCAAAGAAGAGGGUGACCUUCAGCUCCUCCUCCAUCAUCUUCAUCAUCGCCAACAACGACAUUCACCACCUGGACACCACCUCCAAGAGUGGCCGUAUGUUGUCAGAGGUCAUCCAGGUGCGGCCGCUGUGACAGAGCAUUAUGGGUACUGCAGUACGUCAUGCUACACCCAGGCCACCAUGGGAACUGACUAAUCACCUCCAUCUAACACCUGUUCCUCUGUAUACCUCAGGACUUCCUCUCAUGAUGCAGUAAACCCGGAGGCGUUUCCUCUCAAAAGCCAAAACACCUUUUUGACCCAAGAAUACUGGAAGUGUUUAAUGUCCUGUUCUCAGACUGUCUCGCCAGGAAACACUUUUUCUACCAACAGUUGUGGUAAACAAAUGAUGUAGCUGUGAAUUUGUGACGUAUCUCUCUCAACUUGUACCCUGUUAUUUUCAACAGUGCCUAUGUAAUCGUGUCAGCCAGCCUUCGACAUAGUCUCAUUCUGAGUUUAGUGUUUUUAAACAGGACCUCCUGUGUGAUGGCGGAGGCUAGCAGUGUUAAUGGAUCAGUGAUUGGCUGAGGAAGUGAUGUUGAUCAUUAUUAUUACCCUGGUUGGCAGCAGUGCAGUGCAGUGCAGCAGUGCUGAAUGACUGAUGGGAAAAGCCUUGCAAUAUUGCAGCAGCACAUUCUGCACAAUACUCUCUCCGCCUUUAUUGUGUCUGGAUGUGAGAAAGAGAUCCUAUUUUAAGAAAGCCACAGAUGAGAUGUAUUUAAAAAAAUAUUUAAAAAAAUCUUCCUAAUUUAAUUGUCACCACACUCGCUAGCGUGAUAAGUGCAAUCACUGUGAAAUGACAUUUCGUGGAAUUAUUUACGUAGAAUAAUAUGAAUGUAAUUAAAGAGGCAGGAGAUUGUGGUCAAGAUCAGACUGGUUCCACAGGCGGCAGCGAUAAGAAACUCCAGCGGCUCCAGGUUGCAGAUGGAGCUCCCUUCAUAAGCCUCCCGAGUCGUCCCCUAUGAGUAGAGUUGAUGAGGAGAUGAUCUUAUUCAGCUCUAUAUAGGCACCAUGUCAUCAUAUACGUACAUCUGUGGUGACCUGAGACUGUUGUAAGAGCAAGCCAAUCAUCAGCCUAGCUAGUAGCUACCACUUUGAGCUUGACAUUUACAGUAGAAUUAUAGGUCUGGUUUAUCCCACAGAAAACGUUUUUCAUAAAAAUGUGUGCGCCUUAGAUGUUUGUCCUUUUUCACUCAAAACAUGUUAUUCUGUGUGAAGGACUCCAUGAUUAAGAAGUGAGCAAGUGUGAAAGAUCUCAAAUUCAUUAAAUUAAUCAACAGGUUUUGCAAGCCAUAACUCCGCCACAAGCAAAUUGUAUUAACAAUGUUUAUAACUUUAAUGAUAAAUAAUUAUUUGUCAACACGGGUCAUGCAGCCAUGACUACUAGUUGUAUUGUUGAGCAGUAACAUUGUGAUCAUGGCACAGCAUUAAGACGAGUGGCAGGGUAGCCUAGUGGUUAGAGUGUUGGUCUAGUAACUGGAAGGUUGCAUGUUCAAACCCCUGAGCUGACAAGAUACAAAUCUGUCAUUCUGCCCCUGAACAGGCAGUUAACCCACUGUUCCUAGGCCGUCAUUGAAAAUAAGAAUUUGUUCUUAACUGACUUGCCUAGUUAAACAAAAAAGACCAGAGUAUCUUAUUUUUGCUCAUAUCCUUGCCUCAAUCAAAAAAAUAAAUACUGUGGUUUUAAUGUACUGGCCUCAAACAUUAUUUACUGUAUUUAUGUUUGAUUCAACACACCCACAAAAAAGCCACUUAAGUUAUUUUCUGGCAUGUUGACCUCACAUGGAACUGGGACAAUAAUAUGCCACAAAUUAUUUGGAAUGUUUAAUUACUGCAACAUGACUGACAUGAGUUGGAUGUUAGUUAAUAAUGAUUAAUAAACACUUGAGUAAAUGAGGGACACAAAGUAUUUUUAAAGUAGGUGCUUCCACACAGGUGUGGUUACUGAGUUAAUUAAGAAAUUAACAGCCUAUUAUGCUUAGGGUUAUGUAUAAAAAUGCCCAGUUGCCCAUUAUUUUGGUUACCAUGGCUAGAAGAAGAAUUCUCAUUAACUUUGAAAGAGGGGUAUCAUUUUGGCAGUUACCUGUACAUUAACACAAAAUGUGCCCCACAGGCCUUCAAUUACAGUCAAUAAAAUUUACAUUAUGAAAAAAUUACAUUGGUAAUUGGGUCACAGAACACUGUAUUUUUCCAUCUUGUUUGUAGCUCCGUUUUCACCCCUUUAUCUGGGACUAAGAGGUAUUAGCCCACAAAACCUCAGAAGGGACUCUUGAGGGCCUGCAGCCUGGUCCACAGCUGCUCGAUGGAGAUGUUUGGCAUGUUAGGGUGGUAUCUGACUAGAAGGUAGGAGCCUCCCACAACAGAUGCUGCCACACAUAACAGGCAUUGGUUGAUCACCUGAGGGGAACAAAAUAAUUCAGUUUCUUAAAAAUUGGAAAUCAAAUGAUCCUCCAUCGUUAAGACUAUUUAAAUAUUGAAAAUGUGGGCUACAGAAAAACAAAAUAGCACAAUUUGAGUUUUAAAAGCACUAGAAAUGAGCACAAGGUGAAAGGAAAUUAAAAGUGAAAGGAAAUGUUAUGAGAAUAAAACAAGAAAAGUGUUGAAGUAACAAACAAAAAAAAAUCAGAUGACUGAAACUUCAGUCUCAGAUCGAUUGUCUAUAGCCAAGUUAAUCUCCCCUUUCAUGUAAGAAAGUAAUGACAAUCAUGCUUUUUUGGAAAGAGCAUAAUUUUGUACAUAUAUUAAACUGUGAGAUUGACCAAUUCCAGUCCACUUGCGUAGAAGGACUGAUAAACUCAGUUUUGGUGACUUUUUAAGAAGACAU